AUGGCUGGAGCUGGAAAGUCGUUUGUUGGGUCAAUUGAUCAGGGCACAACGAGCUCUCGGUUCCUUAUUUUCAACACUGACGGAGAAGUAGUCGUUUCGCACCAGCUAGAGUUCACUCAGAUAUACUCUCAGCCAGGCUGGCACGAACAUGACCCCAACGAAAUUGUCGAGUCCGUAACAGCUUGCAUAGAUGGAGCUGUAGCCGACUUCGAAAAGCAAGGACACACGGUCGACUCCAUCAAGGCGAUUGGAAUUACUAACCAGCGUGAAACCACGGUGGUAUGGAACAAAGAGACGGGCGAGCCACUUUACAAUGCCAUCGUCUGGACAGACACGCGCACGCAAGCUCUUGUGCGAAAACUGAAAAACCGUCUAGGUCAUAGCGAACUGCAGCCGAUUUGUGGUCUGCCGCUUUCUACCUACCCAUCCGUCGGUAAGGUGCUAUGGUUGAUCGAGAAUGUGCCCAAGGUCAAAGAGGCGUACGACAUGGGAAUCCUCGCGUUCGGAACCAUCGACACAUGGCUUAUUUAUAAGCUCAACGGUGGUGUGAGGGGGAAUAUCUUCGUGACGGACCCAUCGAAUGCGUCACGGACGAUGUUCAUGAAUCUUGAGCGAGUCGAAUAUGAUGAGCGACUGCUUGAUUUUUUCCGUCUUGACCCGACUAAAAUCCACUUGCCUAAGAUCGUCCACUCUGCCGACCCAGAAGCGUACGGUAAACUCGCCCUGACGUCUCUUAAGGGUUUCCCCAUUACAGGAUGCCUCGGCGACCAAUCUGCUGCGCUUGUAGGGCAGAAGGGAUUCACUCCUGGUAAAGCCAAAAACACAUAUGGCACUGGCUGUUUCCUUCUAUACAACAUUGGCGAGAAGCCAGUUGUGUCGAAACAUGGCCUGUUAACAACAGUCGCCUUUGACUUUCGCGGUAGUGAGGGUGGAAAGCUCACGUACGCCCUUGAAGGAAGCAUUGCCGUCGGCGGGUCCAGUGUGAAGUUCCUCGUCAACAAUUUCAAAUUCAUGGAUAGCUCCAAGGAUCUGACUGCUUUAGCUGAAACAGUACCCGAUAGCGGCGGGUGCGUGUUUGUCACAGCGUUUAGUGGGCUGUUUGCUCCAUACUGGAUUGAUGAUGCCAGAGGUACAAUAUUUGGGAUAACAACGUAUACUCAACGGGGACAUGUGGCGAGAGCAACCCUAGAAGCGACGUGCUUCCAAACCAAGGCGAUUCUCGCUGCUAUGGAGAAGGAUAGCGGACACAAGUUGACCGAGCUGGCUGUUGAUGGCGGUAUGUGUAGUAGCGAUUUGACGAUGCAGACGCAAGCAGAUCUAAUAUCCAUCCCCGUCAACCGCCCGAGGAUGCGAGAAACCACCGCUCUUGGUGCAGCGAUAGCAGCCGGUAUUGCUGUCGGUGUCUGGAGCGGUACGGAGGAGCUUCAAGGUGUCAACGUCGAGGGACAGACGACGUUUAAGCCAAGCGUUCAGAAGGAGGAGACAGAUAAACGCUUUGCCCGGUGGGAGAAAGCCGUGGAGAUGUCUCGAGGAUGGGCAAACUAG
Arthroderma uncinatum is the source of this 1545-nucleotide messenger RNA. Its product is annotated as glycerol kinase 2. Gene Ontology annotation, molecular function: glycerol kinase activity. Gene Ontology annotation, cellular component: mitochondrion. The coding region runs from base 1 to 1545 and encodes 514 amino acids. Gene Ontology annotation, biological process: triglyceride metabolic process; glycerol metabolic process; glycerol-3-phosphate biosynthetic process. The record is from RefSeq and is a predicted model, not a curated record. NCBI's taxonomy places the organism in Eukaryota, Fungi, Ascomycota, Eurotiomycetes, Onygenales, Arthrodermataceae. The transcript has 3 exons.